Molecule: messenger RNA, 5636 nt
Organism: Megalobrama amblycephala (Wuchang bream)
Lineage: Eukaryota; Metazoa; Chordata; Actinopteri; Cypriniformes; Xenocyprididae
Gene: tnpo1
Product: transportin 1
Exons: 24
Coding region: 274-2949 (891 amino acids)
Biological process (GO): protein import into nucleus
Cellular component (GO): nucleus; cytoplasm
Molecular function (GO): small GTPase binding; nuclear import signal receptor activity
Source: RefSeq, a predicted model, not a curated record
AUCGCUGUCGAUGUGCGGUGAUCCGGACCAGACUGAGUCCAUGUAUGUAAGCUAGCCUAGCGUCACCAACAGCCCAACGCCCGCGAAACACGCUCAUUUUCACACGGGUCCAUCCACCGUAAACUCUCGCAGAGGCGUUUUCCUCAUCUUCCGCUCGAUAACAGCCGGUCUUGAAGCUGAAGGUCAAGGUGGAGGCAGUUAUUUGAUGUGAAAGGGUGUAGAUCUGUGCGCCUACACAGAGAGAGAGAGCGCGAGAGACUCCAGACAUACAAGAUGGAGUGCCAGUGGAAACCCGACGAGCAGGGACUUCAGCAGAUAUUACAGCUGCUCAAGGAAUCACAGUCCCCGGACACAUCUACGCAACGAUCCGUCCAACAAAAACUUGAGCAGCUCAAUCAAUACCCGGACUUCAACAACUACCUAAUAUUUGUGCUCACAAAGCUAAAGACAGAAGAUGAGCCUACUCGCUCUCUCAGUGGUCUCAUUUUGAAGAACAAUGUUAAGGCCCAUUACCAGAACUUCCCAAACGGCGUGUCUGACUUCAUCAAAAAUGAGUGUCUGCAGAACAUUGGAGACUCUUCACCGCUCAUUAGAGCCACAGUGGGUAUUCUGAUCACAACUAUAGCCUCUAAAGGGGAGUUACAGAAUUGGCCGGAGCUUCUACCUAAACUCUGUUUACUGCUGGACUCAGAGGACUAUAACACUUGUGAAGGGGCUUUUGGAGCUCUGCAAAAGAUCUGUGAGGACUCUGCAGAGAUCCUGGACAGUGACAUGCUGGAUCGCCCGCUCAACGUGAUGAUCCCUAAGUUUCUGCAGUUUUUCAAGCACAGUAGCCCCAAGAUCAGGUCUCACGCCAUUGCCUGUGUCAACCAGUUCAUCAUCAGCAGAACACAGGCCCUAAUGCUGCACAUAGAUCCUUUCAUUGAGAACCUGUUUGCACUGGCAGGUGAUGAGGAGCCAGAAGUGAGGAAAAACGUGUGCAGAGCUUUAGUCAUGCUUUUGGAAGUCCGACUAGACCGUCUCCUUCCUCACAUGCACAACAUCAUCGAGUACAUGUUGCAGAGGACACAGGAUCAAGAUGAGAAUGUUGCUUUGGAGGCUUGUGAGUUUUGGCUUACACUAGCUGAGCAACCCGUGUGUAAGGAGGUUCUGUGUGGACACCUGCCUAAAUUGACACCAGUUCUUGUGAAUGGAAUGAAAUACUCUGAAAUUGACAUAAUCCUGUUGAAGGGUGAUGUUGAAGAGGAUGAAGCAAUCCCAGACAAUGAGCAGGACAUUCGCCCAAGGUUCCAUCGUUCACGCACCGUUGCCCAACAACACGAGGGAGGAGACUCCAUUGAGGACGAGGAGGAUGACGACGAUGAUUUGGAUGACGAUGAAACAAUUUCAGACUGGAACUUGAGGAAAUGUUCUGCAGCUGCACUGGAUGUCCUGGCGAAUGUUUUCAGAGAUGAUUUGCUGUUGCAUAUUCUUCCUCUACUGAAAGAACUACUGUUCCAUCCAGAGUGGCUUAUUAAAGAGUCGGGCAUACUUGUACUGGGAGCCAUUGCUGAAGGCUGUAUGCAAGGGAUGAUCCCCUACUUGCCAGAGUUGAUUCCUCAUCUGGUACAGUGUCUGUCUGAUAAGAAGGCGCUGGUUCGGUCCAUCACUUGCUGGACUCUGAGCCGCUAUGCACACUGGGUUGUUAGCCAGCCCCCCGACACCUACCUCAAACCGCUCAUGACUGAACUGCUCAAACGGAUACUUGACAGCAACAAACGCGUCCAGGAGGCUGCCUGCAGUGCCUUUGCUACCCUUGAAGAGGAGGCUUGCACUGAGCUGGUGCCGUACCUUGCUUAUAUUUUGGACACGUUGGUCUUUGCUUUCAGUAAAUACCAGCACAAGAACCUACUCAUUCUCUAUGAUGCCAUUGGGACUUUGGCUGACUCUGUGGGCCACCAUCUCAACAAACCAGAAUAUAUACAGAUGCUGAUGCCUCCAUUGAUACAAAAAUGGAACCAGCUAAAAGAUGAAGAUAAAGAUCUCUUUCCCUUACUGGAGUGUCUCUCGUCUGUGGCCACGGCCCUUCAGAGUGGCUUCCUGCCAUACUGUGAGCCUGUCUACCAACGCUGUGUCAACCUGGUCCAGAAAACACUCGCCCAGGCUGUGCUCCACCAGACGCAGCCUGAGUUUUAUGAAGCUCCUGAUAAAGAUUUCAUGAUUGUGGCUCUGGACCUGCUCAGCGGAUUAGCAGAGGGUCUCGGUGGGAACAUUGAACAGCUUGUUGCCCGUAGCAACAUUCUCACUCUCAUGUACCAGUGCAUGCAGGAUAAAAUGCCAGAGGUUCGACAGAGUUCUUUUGCCCUGUUGGGAGAUUUGACCAAAGCCUGUUUCCAGCAUGUCAAACCUUGCAUUGCUAACUUCAUGCCUAUCUUAGGCACCAACCUGAACCCAGAAUUGAUAUCAGUCUGCAACAAUGCAACAUGGGCCAUUGGAGAAAUAUCGAUUCAGAUGGGUUCUGAGAUGCAGCCGUAUGUCCCGAUGGUUUUACAGCAGCUUGUGGAGAUCAUAAACAGACCCAACACACCCAAGACUCUGCUGGAGAAUACAGCAAUAACAAUUGGUCGUCUUGGUUACGUUUGUCCUCAAGAGGUGGCACCCAUGCUACAGCAGUUUAUAAGACCCUGGUGCACCUCUCUUCGCAAUAUAAGAGACAAUGAAGAAAAAGACUCUGCGUUCAGAGGAAUCUGCACCAUGAUCACAGUCAACCCUGGUGGUGUGGUGCAGGACUUUAUAUUUUUCUGUGAUGCUGUAGCAUCCUGGAUGAACCCAAAAGACGAUCUUCGAGAAAUGUUCUAUAAGAUCUUGCAUGGGUUUAAGAACCAGGUUGGAGAUGAAAAUUGGAGACGCUUUUCUGACCAGUUUCCCCUUCCACUCAAAGAGAGACUUGCAGCCUUUUAUGGGGUGUAGAUGUUACCUGAUUGAAGAGCUUAUUGACUGUGGGAGAGGAUGGGAACCUCUGAUACCCGGGGCAUAUGUUGCCCUUUUCCUGGGGGGAAGGGUGGUCUAGCAGGGGAGGGAGCCAUACGGCCCAAUGGACCCCUGUAGACGGGGUGGGAGGGAAGUGUUAGCUAAGGCGCUAGUUGACGACACCUCGCCAAGCCAAACCAAAAUAGGGAGGAAAGCUUUUUCAUCAUGUCAUAACAAUCAACCAUGAGGGUGAAAACAAAAUACGUUGUUAGCGUUCAUUCACCAGGGCACUUAAUGUAACGGGACAUCCAGGGGUUUAAAAAAAAAACAAAAAAAAACAAUGACACAAAGAUAUGUGUAAACUCUGUAUUGUUGCACUCCUGACAUAGGAAAGUGCCUGGAGGCAAGCUCUGAAAAAACAGAGUUUUGUUUAUUUUCUGGACUGUAUCAUUUAGAGGGGUGGGUAUGAUGUAAAUCUCAACUGGACUCUAAGCAUAAGUCCCUAUGCAUGGGGUGAUGUAGGGUAUAGCUCGACUGCAUGAAAGUGUGCAGACUGUAUUUUGUGUGCCAGCAAUGCACAGCAGUAGACGGUAAACAGACGGUAAAUGCUAAAAGCGUACCAUAUUUUAGACGCUCCGUCUAAAAGGUAACACAACGUAACUAGAAAUGUAAGUCCUCUCAUAUCAUUGAUAGUGAAAGGGUUUUCAUCUUUGAACAUUCUUAGAUUGUCAGUGAUGCGAAGAUAAAGGAAGAAAACCGGAAUGACUGCAUAACUUUAUUUAUUUUUUUUUCUAAAUUUGUCUUGGUAAAUUCCGUUAGCAUGCGCAAAGCGAGAGGGAAGACUCCGUAUUAACACAGUGAGGAUGUUUGAACGGUUCAAACAUCUGAUUCACCGCUCUGUACGAGGCUUUAAUAUUCCACAGUCUCACUUUCCAGCGUGGCGUGACAUGGAUCCAAACUAGUGAACCUUAAACACACAUUUUGUUCGUUUUUGAGACAUCUGCAAUUUCUUUUUGCUUAGUUUGCUCAGAGCAUGAUUUUGAAGAUGCUUGUAAUAUCUGUUUCGACUGAUCGGGUUAAUCUGGAUGUUUAGUUGUUUGAUUUGUGCAUGUUGGUGGCCCAAUGAGCAAUCUGUUUUUCUAGCCCCCCCUCAUAAAGACUAGUUUUAAUAAUGUGUUUUUUUUUCCACACAUACGCAAUAGGUGACGUCUUUUCCAUCCACAUGCUUUUGUGACUUUUUUUUUAGUUUCGUUACCUCGUGCAUGAAGUUUAAAAAACGUCCCACGUUGUGUUGUGUAUAAUCCUGGACAGUACAGUGCUUGUGGAGGCAGUAUUUGUGUCCCUCAUGUGAAUAGUUGCAAGCCUUAAAAUGUCUGAAUGUAUCCCUGAGUGUGAGGAUUUAGGUAUUAAAAACUUUGUGCUUAAAAGUUGCUGCCACUUUAGUCUCAGACAGACAAGACUGAUGUUCGUACUCCUCUGGAGGCCCGUGAAAUGGUUCUUUUUACCAGCUGAGAGUCAGACUUUUAAGGAUGUAAGCAGAGAAAUGUUUUAUCAUUUUAGAUCUGAACACCAUGGGAUACUGUCAGGUGUUUCUGAGUCUGUGUUGUGCUGGUGUGUUUCUGCAAAGUGUUUUUAUUUUCUUCCGUUUGUCUGUCACAUUCCAGCUGUUUUACAUUUGUAACUGAUAAGGGGUCGGAGAUUCUUCUGACUGAAAAAAAAAAAAAAAUGAAAAGAACAAACAAAGAAACGAGAUGUAGGGAGAUAUUAUGAAUGUUAAGUGUGUCGUCUUACACUUAUGAAUGCUGCUAUGUGUUGUAAUUUUCUACUUGAAUAUUUUAUUUUGUAGAGACCUCAGGAGGUAUGUUUACUGUUUUUUUUUUGUUUUUUUGCUGUUUUUAUUAAUGUAUGCCUUUCUCUGCUGUUCAUUCUCCCGUGUUUCAUAAUAAUAAUAAUAGAGCAAUUCACUCUAAUCCAUUUUGCUGCUGGUGAAUAUCCUUUCUAACUGGCGUAUUUUUGUCACUCUGUCUCCUCGUAAAGGAAUGUAAACCAUUUUUUUUUUAAUUAGAGGAGAUAUAAUAUCAGUUAGUAGACACUCAUAAAGUUUCUUGUGGGGAUAAUAUGGAAGAAACUGGCCCUUAUGUAUGUGAACACUUGUUAUUUAUGAAAUAUAAAUGCAGUAUAUACUGUAACGCCUUGAAGUUAAACUUGAGUUUUUUGGGGGGUGGGUGUAUAAAUAUGGCCAUGAGACUUGGAGAUUGCACAGUAAUGAAUCUAAUGGUUUUACUUUUUUUUUUCUCUCGUUUUGUUUUUGUGAAGUACAAAAUGUAAGAAACUAAAUGUUGUGUCCCCACCCUAAACUGCACCAACUGCUGUAUAGUUAUAUGUGUGGAAAUUAAGAAAAUGUAAUAAUGAAGGAAACCUUUGCUCAAAAGCUCCCUUUUUCUGGUCCGAGAGCAAUUUCAUUUAUAGUGACUUUUGACUUUUAUUUUAUAAUCUGAUUUUGAAGAAAGUUUAAAAUAUAGAAAGUAAUCAUUUUUAGGGGCCACCAAAUAUUUUGGAUCAUGCAAAGAAUAUAUAUUGUACUGUAGAAAUUUUGUAAUGAUAUUUGUAUGACAUUGUUAUGGACGUGAGUUUGUUUCACUGCUUGGAUCUGUACAUUGAUAAGAAUAAACCCUUUUCAAAAAUUA